Molecule: messenger RNA, 1671 nt
Organism: Kwoniella botswanensis
Lineage: Eukaryota; Fungi; Basidiomycota; Tremellomycetes; Tremellales; Cryptococcaceae
Product: elongator complex protein 3
Exons: 8
Coding region: 1-1671 (556 amino acids)
Biological process (GO): tRNA wobble base 5-methoxycarbonylmethyl-2-thiouridinylation
Cellular component (GO): nucleus; cytoplasm; elongator holoenzyme complex
Molecular function (GO): acyltransferase activity, transferring groups other than amino-acyl groups; iron-sulfur cluster binding
Source: RefSeq, a predicted model, not a curated record
AUGAUAGCUCCACCAACCUCGCAGUCCGAACUACACCUCCUUUGCGUUUCAGCAGUCGUCCGAGACCUCAUUCAAGCAUAUAACGAUGCGUCCACAUCAUCCAAACCAAUCCAACAGCCUAACCUCACCGCCCUCCGACAGAAGUACGCAGGGAAAUAUGGAUUGAGGGCUGUACCUCGUCUGACGGACGUUUUGGCAGCUGUACCGGAAGAAUGGAAAGAUAGAUUGAGGGGUUGGCUGAAAGCUAAACCUGUUAGGACCGCUUCCGGUGUUGCAGUAGUAGCUGUCAUGUGUAAACCCCAUAGAUGUCCUCAUGUAGCUAUGACUGGAAAUAUUUGUGUGUACUGUCCAGGUGGACCUGAUUCGGAUUUCGAAUAUUCCACUCAAUCUUACACUGGUUACGAACCUACGUCUAUGAGAGCGAUUAGAGCGAGAUAUGAUCCGUACGAACAAGCUAGAGGAAGAGUCAAUCAGCUGAAGGAUCUGGGUCAUAGUGUUGAUAAAGUUGAGAUCAUCAUCAUGGGAGGAACCUUCAUGUCCAUGCCAGAAGACUAUCGACACAAGUUCGCUGCAGGCUUGCACAACGCCUUAAGUGGACAUGUAACAGAUGAUAUAGACGAGGCUGUCAAAUUCUCCGAACAGAGCAAGAUCAAAUGUGUAGGAAUCACCAUUGAGACACGUCCAGAUUAUUGUUUGAAACCCCACUUAUCGCAAAUGUUGAGAUAUGGAUGUACGAGGUUGGAAAUUGGGGUUCAGAGUGUUUACGAGGAUGUAGCGAGAGAUACCAAUAGAGGUCAUACGGUACGGGCGGUAUCUGAAUCGUUCCAUAUGUCAAAAGAUGCUGGAUAUAAGAUCGUGGCGCACAUGAUGCCGGAUUUACCGAAUUGUGGGACAGAGAGGGAUAUAUGGCAGUUCCAGGAAUUCUUCGAGAACCCAGCUUUCAGAUCAGACGGUCUGAAACUUUAUCCAACUCUAGUGAUUAGGGGUACAGGUCUAUACGAACUAUGGCGAACUGGAAAAUACAAGAAUUACCCACCGAAUGCAUUGGUAGAUAUCGUAGCUAGAAUUAUGGCUUUGGUACCACCUUGGACCCGAGUCUACAGAGUACAGAGGGAUAUACCCAUGCCUCUGGUUUCUUCAGGUGUAGAGAACGGUAAUUUGAGGGAGUUGGCUUUGGCAAGGAUGAAGGAUUUCGGUGCGGAAUGUAGGGAUGUAAGGUAUAGGGAAGUAGGGCUCCACGAGAUCCAUAACAGGAUUCGACCACAGGAUCUCGAACUUCUCCGAAGGGAUUACUCGGCCAAUGGAGGUUGGGAGACGUUCUUAUCGUACGAAGAUCCAGCUCAGGAUAUCUUGAUCGGUCUGUUGAGGUUGAGAAAAUGUUCUGAAGAUGGUACGUUCAGAAAGGAGUUGGUGGGUAUGGAAGGAGGAUGUAGUCUGGUCCGAGAACUGCAUGUUUACGGUACAGCCGCGCCUGUUCAUUCGCGUGAUCCGAAGAAAUUCCAACAUCAAGGUAUAGGAACGUUGCUCAUGGAAGAGGCAGAGAGAAUAGCGAGGGAUGAGCACGGCAGUGGGAGGAUUGCGGUUAUUUCGGGUGUUGGGACGAGAGAUUAUUAUAGACGAUUGGGUUAUUUCCUUGAUGGCCCAUAUAUGGUUAAAGAUUUAUUGUAUUAG